CCGUUCUCGUUGCGCACGCGCGUUAGGUGACGGCUCCUGAGCGAAGGGAGCGCGGAGGAAUUCAAGCGAUGAUGCCGACGGACUAACUUAACUAACUUAACCACCUUAACCACCUUAACCAACUUAACCGACUUAACCGACUUAACCGACUUGGUGUCGACACCCGCCCUCUGUGUCGCGGCGCUCGGGACUCCCAACUCGUCAGGACUCCAACUCGUCAGGACUCGACUCCUGCGCGACUGUGCUCCACACGCUCGUCCUCUGCGGUCCCUCCUCAGUCCACAGCUGCGUGGGUCGUCUGCUGGAGGAGGGGGGAAAUGCUCCCUUCCUCGCCGAGGAACAUUCCCGCUCUCUCGGUGCCGUGACGCGGCCGCUUACCUGAGAACAAUGGCCCCGCAGAACCUCAGCUGCCAUUACGACGAGCCCAUGAGCUUUUUCUACAACAACAGCGGCGCCGACGACAAAUGGGACAAGACCCAGCUCAUCUUGGUCCAAGUGGUGGGCUCGCUCUUCUGCUGCUUCAUCCUGGUCUCCAACGCCAUGGUCAUCGCCGCCGUCAUCACCAACAAGAGGUUCCACUACCCUUUCUACUAUCUCCUGUCCAACCUCGCCGCCUCCGACUUCCUGGCGGGCAUCGCGUACGUGUACCUCAUGUUCAACACCGGGGAGAUAUCCCGGAAGCUGACGGUGAAAGGAUACUUCAUCCGCCAAGGUCUUCUGGACAUCAGCCUCUCCGCCUCGCUGGCUAACCUGCUGGUCAUCGCUUUGGAGCGUUACAUCUCCAUCAUGAACUUUAAAGUCCACAGCAACCUGACCAAGAGACGGGUGACCUUGCUCAUCGUUCUGGUGUGGGCCAUCUCCAUCCUCAUGGGGGCCGUGCCCAGCCUGGGCUGGAACUGCAUCUGCAACCUGAGCGACUGCUCCCAGCUGGCACCCAUUUUCAGCAGAAGCUACCUGGUCUUCUGGUCGGCGUCCAACCUGGUUGUCUUUCUGGUGAUGGUGGCCAUCUACAUGAGGAUCUACGCCUACGUCAAGAAGAAGACGUCCUUGCUCACGCCGCACACCAGCGGCUCCAUCAACCGCAAGAGGACGCCCAUCAAGCUCAUCAAAACGGUCAUGGUGGUCCUGGGAGCCUUUGUGAUCUGCUGGACUCCCGGCUUGGUGGUUCUGCUGCUGGACGGACUCAACUGCACCAGCUGCAACGUCAUGAAACUCAAGCGCUGGCUGCUGCUCCUGGCCGUGCUCAACUCCGUCAUGAACCCCUGCAUCUACUCCUACAAGGACGAGGAAAUGUGGACCACCUUCAAGAACCUCCUGCGAUGCAUAGGCAACGGCACGCGCCGGCAGCGGUCCACGCGAGCCAACACCCGGCCCCUGAGCUCCAACCAGGACACGGGCACCAGCCAGCCUCCGUCCGAGGAGGCCAAGAGCAGCGACAAGGAUGUCUACCAGACCUGAGACCUGGACUUUAUGAUCUUUGAACAACAUCUCCGCCACAUGAAGACACUGUACAGACUGGUUGGUGUCUUGAUCUUCACCUGGGAUAUUGUUGGGGGAGGGGCGCCAGCAGGGAGCCGCCAUGUCAGGCCAAAGAAACUUGACGCCACCCGCUAUCGUCCCACUUGCGUCAGGAUCCCAUCGUUUUGGAAACAUAACUCUGGAGUUAUCUCAAACCGGAGUUAAAAUCCCCAGCUGUCAGCUUGUCAUCCAGGGAGCGCUGUUGCCAACUUGGAGGUUCCCCAACAGCUGGCAUCCGGUCGUAUUCCGUGGGUUUUCUCCCGUGGGACUUCAGAGAUGUUUCCCAGAUGAAGUGAAACUACCUCAAGUGUCCGUGCGCUCCCCGCAGGUUGCCCAGGAAUCUUCCACCCCAUCCUUGGCGGGGCGCUUCGCCCAGACAUGAGCACCCCCAAAUAUGGUUUCCACCACCAUUGUGACUGUGGAAUGGUGGAUGGAAAGCUCUUUAGGUGUGGAGCAAGGCGCUGUAUAAAUCUAACCCACGUUAUUAUUAUUAUUAUUAUUAUCAUUAUUAUUAUUAUUAUUAUUAUUAGGAAAUGCUUAUGCAGCACAUUUGUCUUCGUACUCUCCACCUGUCCUGCACUCAUCACCUGAUGGAGCAGAACUUGUUCUCCGUGUGUGUCUGUAUUUCCUGAUAUCCGCCAUAAGUCCCUGGCUGCUUUGCUGGGACCAAACAAAGGCCGGGUUGUAAAAAAAAAACAAAGAUGUGGCAACACACUGGAUUCCUGUCGGAGGUUUGUCAUACAAUAGCCGACCUGCGGGAACCAAUGAGGAUAUGACUGCAUGUCUCUCAGAUGACAGAGCUAUAAAUAGCUGCUUACACUUUAGUUCCGCCUUCUUCACGCAGGAUGGCCUCAUUAAAAACACAAAAAUCA
Molecule: messenger RNA, 2390 nt
Organism: Doryrhamphus excisus (bluestripe pipefish)
Lineage: Eukaryota; Metazoa; Chordata; Actinopteri; Syngnathiformes; Syngnathidae
Gene: lpar3
Product: lysophosphatidic acid receptor 3
Biological process (GO): G protein-coupled receptor signaling pathway
Cellular component (GO): membrane
Molecular function (GO): lysophosphatidic acid receptor activity
Source: RefSeq, a predicted model, not a curated record